AUGGAUGUGGUCUCUACGAGUGCCAUGCUCUCACAGGUGUUCUUUUUUCUGCACUUUGUUACUUUGACACUUGGCCAGUAUGACAUAUGCAAGUCGCUGGUUAGUAUGGAUGAUGGACAAACAUGGGAGUUUUACGCAUGCCAGCCCAAACCCAUGGCUAUGAAGGAGUUCAUGCAAAUUACGGUGGAUCCCCCUGGCAUCACUUGCGGCAAUCCCCCGGAGAGGUUCUGUACUCUGGUAAGUUUCAGUUUUAUGAUUUUUACAAUAGGCCUAAACUUUGUUGAAGUGUUGUCUCUAUAACAGAAAACUGACAUGGAAGUAAUUGUUAAUUAGGAUUUGGGUAUGGUAUCUGAUCCUUUUACCUCAAGCUAAUGGCAGGACAAUGUUGGCAUGACAUUGUAUCUUUUCUAUGAGACAACUCAGGACAGAAGAGUUGAAACCUACUUUUAGUACUUUUUAUUAUAGUGAAAAAUGUAAACAAAAGACUUAAAGACAAUUCAAAUUUAGUGUGGAAUCCCAAUCACUGUCUCAAUAAAUACACCAAUAUAUAAUAUAAUAUAAUAACUUAAUUAUAUAAAAUAAACAUACUCUAUAUUUUAUAUAAAUAUUAAAUAUUAUUUGAAUUUAAUAUCACUAUAUGAAAAAUAUCUAGCAGCAGCAAUAUACUUUGAAUCAUUUUUUUUGCUUUGAUCUGCUGUUUUCAGGGUGUAACAGAAAAUCAGAAAACACUUUUUAUCUUCAAAAUCGUCUGGUAAUUAAAUAUUAGUACAUUGUACACAAUGUUACACAGGUUUAUGAAUCAAUACAGUAAUGUAUUACCUGACGGAUGCAUACUAAAACACACUGAGUCUAUCUCUGGUUAUUUAACUAAGUAAAAAUGUGUUUGAUUCUCAAACAAUAUUAUUAGAUUAGGUUUGUUUUGUGUUUGUGGAACUGUGCCUUCCUACGGGACUCCCGCCUGGAGUGAUACUACCCUAAUUUAUAAUAGGGCUGGGAAUUGCCAGGGACCUCAUGAUAUGAUAUUAUCACGAUACUUAAGUGCUGAUAUGAUAUGUAUUACGAUUCUCACGAUUCUAUAUAUUGCAACCUGAUACUGUGUUUUGAUGUUCCAAACAUAUUGUUCACUAUACUGUCUGUCUGCUGCAGAGAGACGAGAGAUAGCAUGAGAAAAUUAGCUUUGAUCAGUCAUGGAAAUAGAAGUGCUAAAAAUAUGUUGGCUCACUAUUUAAAAAUAAGAUAGAGAAGAAGCUAUAGGAUGAAAAAUACCAGAGUUUUGGCACAGGUACAGCUGACUAGAUAUUAUUUUUAUUUUUAACUAAUCGAUACUUGGAGUCAAGAAUCGUUAUCGUCCCAAAAUAAUAUUGCCAUAUGUAACUGUAGCGAUUUCCCCCACCCCCAUCACUAAUUUAUAACAAACAUUGUUUAACAGGACACACUACACUAUGGGACUAUGAGAGCGGCACUAUCAUGAGCUCAUGUGAAUGGUAUAGGGCUACAUGUACAUUUAUUUGUUGUAUUUUGUGUUCUGUAAAGCUAUAAGCUUGUAUAUAGAGUACCAGUCAAAAGUUUGGACACACCUACUCAUUCAAGGGUUUUUCUAUAUUUUUACUAUUUUCUACAUUGUAGAAUAAUAGUGAAGACAUCAAAACUAUGAAAUAACACAUAUGGAAUCAUGUAGUAACCAAAAAAGUGUUAAACAAAUCAAAAUAUAUUUUAUAUUCUUCAAAGUAGCCACCCUUUGCCUUACUGACAGCUUUGCACACGCUUGACAUUCUCUCAACCAGCUUCAUGAGGUAGUCACCUGGAAUGCAUUUCAAUUAACAGGUGUGCCUUGUUAAAAGUUCAUUUGUGGAAUUUCUUUCCUUCUUAAUGUGUUUGAGCCAAUCAGUUGUGUUGUGACAAGGUAGGGAUGGUAUACAGAAGAUAGCCCUAUUUGGUAAAAGACCAAGUCCAUAUUAUGGCAAGAACAGCUCAAAUAAGCAAAGAGAAACGACAGUUCAUCAUUACUUUAAGACAUGAACUUUGAACGUUUCUUCAAGUGCAGUCGCAAAAACCAUCAAGCGCUAUGAUGAAACUGGCUCUCAUGAGGACCGCCCCAGGAAAGGAAGACCCAGAGUUACGUCUGCUGCAGAGGAUAAGUUCAUUAGAGUUAACUGCAGCUCAGAUUGCAGCCCAAAUAAAUGCUUCACAGAGUUCAAGUAACAGACACAUCUCAACAUCAACUGUCCAGAGGAGACUGCGUGAAUCAGGCCUUCAUGGUCGAAUUGUUGCAAAGAAACCACUACUAAAGGACACCAAUAAUAAGAAGAGACUUGCUUGGGCCAAGAAACACGAGCAAUUAGACCGGUGGAAAUCUGUCCUUUGGUCUGAUAAGUCCAAAUGUGAGAUUCUUGGUUCCAACCGCCGUGUCUUUGUGAGACACAGAGUAGGUGAACGGAUUAUCUCCGCAUGUGUGGUUCCCACCGUGAAGCGCGGAGGAGGAGGUGUGAUGGUGUGGGGGUGCUUUGCUGGUGACACUGUCGGUUAUUUAUUUAGAAUUCAAGGCACACUUAACCAGCAUGGCUACCACAGCAUUCUGCAACGAUAUGCCAUCCCAUCUGGUUUGUGCUUAGUGGGACUAUCAUUUGUUUUUCAACAGGACAAUGACCCAAACACCUCCAGGCUGUGUAAGGGCUAUUUGACCAAGAAGGAGAGUGAUGGAGUGCUGCAUUAGUUGACCUGGCCUCCACAAUCCCCCGACCUCAACCCAAUUGAGAUGGUUUGGGAUGAGUUGGACCGCAGAGAGAAGGAAAAGCAGCCAACAAGUGCUCAGCAUAUGUGGGAACUCCUUCAAGACUGUUGGAAAAGUAUUCCAGGUGAAGCUGGUUGAGAGAAUGCCAAGAGUGUGCAAAGCUGUCAUCAAGGCAAAGGGUGGCAAAGGGUGAAUCUCAAAUAUAAAAUAUAUUUUGAUUUGUUUAACACUUUUUUGGUUACUAGAUGAUUCCAUAUGUGUUAUUUAUUCUACAGUGUAGAAAAUAGUAAACAUAAAGAAAAACCCUUGAAGGAGUAGGUGUGUCCAAACUUUUGGCUGGUACUGUAUGUGUAAGCUCAGUUUUUUUGGGAAGGUGCUGACAAGGGUCUAAGAGAGGCUGACAAUUUUGCUGUGGGCAGCUAGUUGGCUUGAUUGUAGAAUAAACAGAUGUAUAAUUUCUCCAGUUGGGCUGUACUACAUGGGGACACUGUGAACUGUAGGACUACAACAAAAGGACAAAUCAUAUUUGGAACCCAUGAAGAGAGGAGGUCACAGGUCAAAUAAUGAUCACACAGCAUAACAUGUACACUUUGAUACUAUGAUAUCUGCAACUUCUGGUGAUCAAUUGUUAUAUAGCCAUAUACUCACUCACUCUGAUUUGAGCAUCUGUCUUUGUGUUUAGUGACAAGUCACUAACACUAAUACAAUAUGUAGCAUCCACCUGGUUAAUGUUCACAGCAGCUUUCUUUGUGCCAGAUUGCAAACCCAGGAUUGGCUGUGGUAGUGGAGAGGUUUGGAUGGAUUGUGCCAAAUUGAAAGGGGGAUAAUUAGAGAUAGCCAUGAAAACAUGAGCCAGGUUGCAACAUCGAGCCUAACACCCUGUCUCUUAACAUGAUUGAUACAGGAUCUUUAGAGGCCACAGGGAGUCCAGACAGACAGUCAGAUUUUAAGUGUCAUCCAAAGGAAGGCACCUUUUGCAGGGUUGGUAGUAUUCUCAUCACUGCCCCGCGGGGAAAUUGGAUCUCCUUACACCCCCCAACAGGCCCUCUAACAUCAACUCCAGCAGCAACUUGAUUUUGCUAGGCAGUCUCUCUUCCAAGCCCUAACCAGGCCCAACCCUGCUUAGCUUCAAACGGAAGCCAGGGAUGCGGCAGGGUGGUGUGGUUGUUGCCAUAAGCCUACUACCGGUAGCACCAAUCUGAUUGUUAAUGAACAUUGACUAAAGUGAAAGACUUCUUAGCUUCUCUUUAGCCCCAAAGUAGUCAUGAACAUUUUAUGAGACGUAAAGUGGACUGCUGUUGACUGUGCUGUUGAAGAAUGAAGACUUAGCGUCAGUGUGCUUCUAUGGCAAGAAGCCCGUUGGUAAAUGACCGUUCCUCCAGUGGUCUGACCACUGACCAUUUAACUUAUGGAAAGGUAAACAUCCCAUACAGCUAGGCUACAUUUACACAGGCAGCCCAAUUCAGAUCUUUUGCCAAUUAUUUGCAUAUCUGAUAGCUAUCUGAUCUGUUCCCUAAUGUGUAAAGAGCAAAAAAACACAUGGAAUCAGAUCUUUUGACUUCGAUUUAUACCACUUCCAUAUGUGGAUCUGAAUCCUGAUGCAAACCCGAUCCUCCAUAUGUGACCUCUGUCUGGACAUUCAGAUCAGAUUUUUUGGCACUGACGUGUUUAAAAAAAUAUGUGCACAUGACCUGCCGUUACACACAUGACCUGCCAUGACAACCACCCCAAAAUGUUAAGGAACAGCGACAGGAAAUGAGCAUUGCAUCUGUGUGCUACUGCAGAGGCUACAUCAGUGUGAAUGAGAAUAUGUGUCACUUGUAAAACUGAGUGUGGACAGUCAGAAAAAAAUAUUGGAUAUACAAGAUUCCAGAAAUGUUCCAUAUGCACAAAAAGCUUAUUUCUCUAAAAUGUUGUGCACAAAUCUGUUUACAUCCCUGUAAGUGAGCAUUUCUCCUUUGCCAAGAUAAUCCAUCCACCUGACAGGUGUGGCAUAUCAAGAAGCUGAUUGAACACCAUGAUCAUUACACAGGUGCACCUUGUGCUGGGGACAAUAAAAGGCCAAUCUAAAAUGUGCAGUUUUGUCACUCAACACAAUGCCACAGAUGUCUCAAAUUUGAGGGAGCGUGCGAUUGGCAUGCUGACUGCAGGAAUGUCCACCAGAGCUGUUGCCUGAGAAUUUAAUGUUAAUUUCUCUACCAUAAGCCGCCUCCAACGUCAUUUGAGAGAAUUUGGCAGUACGUCCAACCGGCCUCACAACCGCAGACCACGUGUAACCACGCUAAGCCAGGACCUACACAUCCGGCUUCUUCACCUGCGGGAUCGUCUGAGACGAGCCACCCGGAUAGCUGAUAAAACUGUGGGUUUGCACAACUGAAGAAUUUCUGCACAAACUGUCAGAAACCGUCUCAGGGAAGCUCACCUGCGUGCUCGUCGUCCUCACCUGGGUCUUGACUUGACUGCAGUUCGGCGUCGUAACCGACUUCAGUGGGCAAAUGCUCACCUUCGAUGGCCAUUGGCACGCUUGAGAAGUGUGCUCUUCACAGAUGAACUCCGGUUUCAACUGUACUGGGCAGAUGGCAGACAGUGUCGUGAGGGCGAGCGGUUUGCUGAUGUCAAUGUUGUGAACAGACUGCCCCAUGGUGGAGUUAUGGUAUGGGCAGGCACAUCUCUGUGGCUCAGAGGCGCCUGCAAUUAAAGGGACAGUUAACAAAAAAGUUACAUUAAAGGGACAGUUAACUAAAAUGUUACGUUAAAGGGACAGUUAACAAAAAAUUGUCUGAAACAUGAGCCUUUUCUACAGUAUCUGUGACCAACAGAUUCUUAUCUGUAUUCCCAGGCAUGUGAAAUCUAUAGAUUAGGGCCUAAUUAAUUCAUUUCAAUUGACUGAUUUAAUUAUAUGAACUGUCACUCAGUAAAAUCUUUGAAAUUGUUGCAUGUUGCGUUUAUAUUUUAGUUUAGUUUAGAAAGAAAAUCAGAUCUGGGUUUUCAGGGUGGCUGUGUAAAGCGAAAGGGAAAGGGGGAUAUCUAGUCAGUUGUACAACUGAAUGCAUUCAAUUGAAAUGUGUCUUCCGCAUUUAACCCAACUCCUCUGAAUCAACACAGCCUAUGCAAUGCAGAUUGUAGCCUACAUAAAUGACAUAUUAUGUACUUUAGAUAUUGAGUGCACUCAAUUGACAACCUUUCGUAAAGCAACUUCAUUGAUUAGAAUAAGCCAUCCCCCUAUUGAGUAUGUUGGCUUUCCUUGGAAAAGUUUUCCAGCCCAUGAAUGAUUUAGAGCAAAUACUGUAUCUGUCAAUGUAGGCCCACAGGAGAUGCCGUUGCAUUUUUACUCAGUGCUUUGCUUAGCUCCCCCCCCCCCCCCCCCCCCCCCCCCCCCCCAUGCAUGAUGUUGCUGAUGCUGGGAACAGAACAGACUCUGUAUGUAGCAUUGCUUAAUGAGAGGAGGAAAGAGGUAAAGUAAUACUGAGAGAGGGAGGGAGGGAGGGAGGGAAUUAGAAUGGAGGGAAUGAGGGAGGGAGGGAGCUAAGCAAAACACCAAAAUCCGACCCACUUCUGAUGUAAUUAUACACACAUUGAAAGACAAAGAGAGGAGACAGACAGUGUCCAUAUGUGAAGUGAAGCAUCACUGCCACUCUCAAUCCUAUGAGCUCAAAUUAUUAUUUAUCAACAUAAAUGCCCUAGAUUGCAGUUGUACAUUUUAGAAUGCAAAAACAUCCGUAACUAAAAAUAGCAUUGCAGGUUACAACACAGCAGUGGAGUGCACUAUAGAAAGGAAUUCAAUUUGGUACACUAUUUGCAGUGUGUUAUGAGAACUGUUCAGAUUAGAUAUGUCAACACAGUGUAUUUAUCCUACCGGUAGAGAGGUACUGUAAUGUCACAAACGUGCAGCUUUGGCCAGUUUUGUCCUAGCAGCUUCAGCCCCCCUCCUGUGCUCCCAAAGGGGAAAGAUUUCAUCCCAUUUGGCUAUGACCACAUGCAAUAAUCUCCAUCUGCCUGUUUUCAUGCCACUGGAGGUCUUGGGGGAUUCUCAAAUUAAGUUGUUAGUGUGGUAAUCAUCUACGUCACCUUUCAGGGAAUUACAAGAUUUUUAGGAAACCAACAUGAAAAAAAUAAGGUUUUUAAUUGAUUACAUUCCGAUUUUGAACAGCCCUUUUACAGUGCUAUGAACAUUAUACAGUGUGUGUGUGUGUGUGUGUGUGUGUGUGUGUGUGUGUGUGUGUGUGUGUGUGUGUGUGUGUGUGUGUGUGUGUGUGUGAGUGCGUAGAUUAAAAGACAGUAGGCUGUGGUCCAUUCUGGGAAGGGUGAGGCUCUUGCGCGGCUUGUUUUCUCUCUGGUAUAAUUAGGCUGCUGUUUCCCAGCUGUUAUAUCAGCAGCCCUCUUGUGGGAGCUUCCUUCACUGUAAUUAAGUCAAGCAAGAGAAGAGUGGUGACACAUCUCUCCAGGUGGGUAAAUAGCAGUGCUAAACACUAGCAUCCCAUACAGUACAUGGCUCUCCAUCCACACCAAUGUAGUUGGGCAUGUUUGUGGACUGUGGUCCUGUCCAAAUCUCUGGGCUCUCCUCUCCUCUCCUCUCCUCUUCUCUCCUCUUCUCUUCUCUUCUCUUCUCUUCUAUUUCGGUCAGUGCAGUUCCACAGAUGUCCCUCGGAUUGGACUUAAAGACCAUUUCUUAACAAUGUCUUAACAAUGUCGACUGGCUGACUGUGAUUGGACUUAACAAUGUCGACUGGCUGACUGUGAUUGGACUUAACAAUGUCGACUGGCUGACUGUGAUUGGGCUUAAUAAUGUCGACUGGCCUCUGACUGUGUAAACAAACUGAUGAGGUAAUCUUCAGGGUAGGUCAGAGGUCAGUGAUCCUUGGUCACACACAGUCUGAACCUCAUCAACGGAGCUGCCGUAGUGCCUUACUAAUGCUAUUAGACUACAGCUUAAAGGGGGGAUCAGUGGAGGGCUUCCACUCUAGCAGAGAGAGAAACCCCUCUGUUAUCAGAAUAGAUAGAACGUUGGAUUGUCUCAAAAACACGAGACCCGUUGGUCAUUGAAAGGGGAUUGAGGUGCACGAUCAUCUCCAGUUUGUGUGUGUGUGUGUGUGUGAGAGAGAGAGCGGUCCAUUCUGGGUUUGUUGACAGAAUUCCCCACGGCUGUCACUGAGAAGUGGGCGAACAGUCUGCUUAGCGCUGAGCUUCUCUUUAACUGUGACAGGAAUCCUGUGUGGAUAAUUGCUGGAGCGGUUUAGUGGAGAAAGCUACCUGGUGUAGCAGUUGGACUGGAUUUGUGUGCUCUUCAGAGGGAGGCUAGCAUUGUGGGCUGAAGGUAGAGGAAGCUGUGCACCUGUUGUGUGUGGUUCUCAUAACGCCAUGAACAUACAGGGGGAAGAAUGUAGCACUAUCCUGUGUAAGCAGGCAAUAAUCCUAUAAACUGGCAUGCAUACAACGACGCAAACACACAUGCACUUUCAUACUCACACACGCAUUCAAAAAAGCUGUGGUUGAGGUUUUACAGUACUCUAGCCACAUCACUUGAAGCCAUCAGACCUAGGUUGAAAUACUACACUGAACAAAAAUAUAAACCAGUCAGUAUCUGGUAUGACCACCAUUUGCCUCAUGCAAAGCGACACAUCUCCUUCGCAUAGAGUUGAUCAUGCUGUUGAUUGUGGCCUGUGAAACGUUGUCCCACUCCUCUUCAAUGGCUGUGCAAAGUUGCUGGAUAUUGGUGGGAACUGGAACACGCUGUCGUACACGUCGAUCCAGAGCAUCCCAAACAUGCUCAAUGGGUGAAGUGUCUGGUGAGUAUGCAGGCCAUUGAAGAACUGGGACAUUUUUAGCUUACAGGAAUUGUGUACAGAUCCUUGCGACAUGGGGAUUAAUCUGUGAAGAGCACACUUCUCCAGCGUGCCAGUGGCCACCAAAGGUGAGCUUUUGCUUACUGAAGUCGGUUACGACGCUGAACUGCAGUCAAGUCAAGACCCAGGUGAGCUUCCCUGAGACGGUUUCUGACAGUUUGCGCAGAAAUUCUUUAGUUUGCAAACCCACAGUUUCAUCAGCUGUCCGGGUGGCUCAUCUCAGACGAUCCCGCAGGUGAAGAAGCCGGAUGUGGAGGUCCUGGGCUGGUGUGGUUACACGUGGUCUGCGGUUGUGAGGCCGGUUGGACACACUGCCAAAUUCUGUAAAAUGACGUUGGAGGCGGCAUAUGGUAGAGAAAUGAACAUUAAAUUAUCUGGCAACAGCUCUGGUGCACAUUCCUGCAGUCAGCAUGCCAAUUGCACGCUCCCUCAAAUCUUGAGACAUCUGUGGCAUUGUGUUGUGUGACAAAACUGCACAUUUUAGAGUGGCCUUUUAUUGUCCCCAGCACAAGGUGCACCUGUGUAAUCAUCAUGAUGUUUAAUCAGUUUCUUGAUAUGCCACACCUGUCAGAUGGAUGGAUUAUCUUGGCAAAGGAUAAAUGCUCACUAACAGGGAUGUAAACAAAUUUGUGCACAAAAUUUGAGAGAAAUACGUUUUUUGUGCGUAUGGAAAAUUUCUGGGAUCUUUUAUUUCAGCUCAUGAAACAUGGGACCAACACUUUACAUGUUGCGUUUAUAUUUUUGUUCAGUAUAUUUGAAAUCUAUCUAAUACAAACUUUUUUGAGUUUUUUUGCCUGUGUGAGAGAAACAUUUGUAUUAGCAUUACUUUAAGUUUAAUAUAAAUGAAAGGUGCGUACAAUCCUGUUACUCUGGUUGUGUAAGUUGCUGUUUUCACACAACUCUUUACCUAAUUCACCACGGCUGUGCACAUCUCGUGUUCUUACCCCCACCCUCUGUACUCUGAAACUCUCGUUAUCCUCUAUUCUAAAAACAAACAGUUCUUAGAACUUGUAGGAGAACACAGAGGACUCCGAAUAUUUGGCCACCUCAUCCAUUAGAUAUCUGUUGGUUAGACACAUUGAGACAGUUGUGGUGGAACCAGCCAUGACUAAGCAUUUAUAGGUCUACUAUAUAAGACCUCUGUUUGUUUCUGUAUGUCAGAGCUCUCUGCCCAACACUCAAGAGUGUGGGGUCGACCAGCCUCAUUAUUGCAGGGCUCUCAACGAUAUCAAAUAAAGAUUGAUUGUUUGAAGAAAUGACAAAGUCUCUCACUUGAUUAGAAUUUCCACGACACCUGCCUGCCUGGAGUUCGAGGAAGCUGGGGUUUAGGAUUUUUUUUGAAUGUUCUAUUGGUUCAAUUGCAACAGGCAAGCUCAAUCAAGCACAAAUACAGUAUUUGAGAUGAUUUGCACACACUUAAUGUAUUGUGAAACCUGUUGUAAAAUGUAUUUUAAUGUUUAACAUUUUUAUUAUAAUGUAUAUUACUGCCUUAAUUUUUGCUGGCAGCAGCUAAUGGGGAUCCAUAAUAAAUACAAAUACAAAUUCAAAUAGUAUUUGAACCCAGGCCUGGAAGCCGUGUGGGUGAGGAUGACUGUUGGUGACAAGAGUGUGACAGUUUGCACUCAGGCAGACCUAUGUGACGUAUUGACACUGGGAUUUAGAGGUCAGGGAUGACCAUAUAGCAGGCAACCCCCCUUGUUAAUCCAUUCAGUGUGUAAUCCAUCUGUGUCAGUCGAACAGUGUUACACCUCAACACUGUUGAAGCUAUAUCUUUUCGGACAUUUAGGUAUGCAACGCAUCUCAUUAGUCUUUCUGAUGUUUUUUUGAGUGAUGAUGUCACUGUAUUAAAUGGAAACACUAUGAGUGCCGUUAAAACCAGAGGCAAUGAUUGCCCUGUAUGCAGGAAUCCCCAGAUGGAUAUCCACCAAACAGAGCCCACAAAGUGUUUAAUGGAGACAUAUGCUGAGCGUGUUAACAUGUUGGGACAAGCACACAAACAUGGUCUCUGGGGGAGCUAUUAAAAAGGUUGGCCAGAUUGUUUUGGAAAAUCUGUUGUUUCCAGGUUGUUUCGGUUUAUUUGUUGGGGGGAAGUAGCCUGUAUAAGAUAAUACAAAUGUUACUUUUAUUUUAUCUGACUUGUUUCUCAUUAGCAAAGGCUUCCAAAGAACCAAUAAAUACUACAAAAACAUCAUUUGCGUACUUUGAGCUGGUGGGAACCUUUAGGGAGUAAUUCCUACACUCUUUAAAAAAAGGUGCUAUCUAGAACCUAAAAGGGUUCUUCGGCUGUCCCCAUAGGAAAACCCUUUGAAGAACCCUAUUUGGUUACAGGUAGAACAAUUUUGGUUCAAGGUAGAACCCUUUUUGGUUCCAUGUAGAAGCCUUUCCACAGACGGUUCUACAUGGAACCCAAAAGGUUUCUACUUGGGGCCAAAAAGGGUUAUCCUAUGGGGACAGCUGAAGAAUGCUUUUGGAACCCUUUUUUCUCAGUGUAUAAUUCAUAGACUCUAUGCUGAAUUAACUAAAAACUCACUCAGUAUGGAUUUAGAAUGUUAUAAAAUGGUGAGAUAGUAAAUGUGUACUAUAUUCUAAAGGGGAAGGGAGUAGAACAGUGUUGUCCAACACUGACCAGUUGUCUUUUCCCCCGUCCCUCUUUCAGGAGAACCCGUACCUGUGUAGUGACGAGUGUGACGCCUCCAACCCGGACCUGGCUCACCCUCCCCAGCUGAUGCAGGACCGUGAGACCAGCGGCCUCAUCACCUACUGGCAGACGGUGACGUGGAGACGCUUCCCGGAGCCCCUGCUGGCCAACAUCUCCCUGGCCUGGAACAAGAGCCUGGAGCUGACCGACGACAUCCAGGUCACCUUUGAGUAUGGCCGCCCCACCAUCAUGGUGCUGGACAAGUCCCUGGACAAAGGGCGCACCUGGCAGCCCUACCAGUUCUACGCUGACGACUGCAUGGACGCCUUCGGCAUGCCCGCCAAGCGGGUGCAGGACCUUUCAGCAACAAAUGUGACUCGGGUCAUCUGUACCGAGCAGUACUCUCGCUGGGUGGGCUCCAAGAACGAGAAGGUGCUGCGCUUUGAGGUGAUGGCACGCUUUGCUAUCUUCGCAGGGCCCAAGCUGCUCAACAUGGACAGCCUGUACACACGCAUGGAGAGUAUGAAGGGCCUGAGGGACUUCUUCACCUUCACCAACCUGAGACUGAGGCUGCUGAGGCCGGCCCUGGGGGGAACCUACUUCCAGAGAGACAACCUCCUCAAAUACUUCUACGCUGUCUCCAACAUAGAUGUACCAGCCAGGUAA
This is a messenger RNA of Coregonus sp. 'balchen', 11878 nucleotides long. Lineage: Eukaryota; Metazoa; Chordata; Actinopteri; Salmoniformes; Salmonidae. The record is from the annotation of a GenBank genome assembly.